CAGGCACAGAGGAAAUCAGGACACUGGGAAGUGAUACCCACAGUGGAAACGGCUAGGUGGUAGAAGAAUAAGAAGCGCUAGAAGGAUAAGUGUUUUCUGUCAGACAACGCACGUUGAGCCGAAGGAGAUGACGGAAUGGAUUCUGCAAGCGGCGAUGGAGUUGUCGAUCGCGAUUCUUCGAUAGUGCUUCUGAAUUUGCUUCAGAUCUGUGAUAGCUCAUUUCCAAUCGGUGGAUUCACACACAGUGGAGGACUGGAGUCCUCCUGGAGACGGGGCGCUGUUCCAGAUUUGGAAGCUCUUCGAUUAUUUCUCAAAACGACCAUACUCGCCACCUGUUCCCAGCAAGUCCCGUACAUGAAAACGGCUCACCUCACUGCUUCGACAGCCGCAGAGAAGGCCCUCGGCUCGAACACCGAUACCGAAGAGUCCGUCGGGGAUCUCGAGGCCGAAGUCUGCAAAAUUCUCGAAGUGGACAACCUCCUCAGCGUGAGCAUGAACAAUCACGUCGCAAAGCGCGCGUCCACUCAGCAGGGGAAAAGUCUACUCUCCCUGGCGCUGGAGAUGCUCCCGAGACGGCAGCGCCCGCUACUCUCUCGACUCCUAGAUGCCAAGAAUCGGGGUGUUUUCGAGGGGAAUUUGGCGGUGGUCUUCGGUGUGCUCUGCGCUUCUCUGCAUAUCGGUCUCGGAGAAAGUCUGAACGCUUUCACAUUCUCAACUCUACGAAAUUCGGUCGCCGCUGCCGUUCGUCUGGGGCGAGCCGGACCCGUCCAAGCUCAAAUUCUACAGAGAGAACUGUUACCGUUCUGUUGCAAAAUGGUUUCCCGAUACCAGGACACAGAAUGCGGGGACGACCAUCAGAGCGAUCCCGUGCUAGACGUUCUCCAGGGCGCCCAGGAUAGACUGUUCACAAAAAUGUUCUAUUCUUGACGCUUGCCAAGUAUAUCACGCUGCGUUGGGUGGUGGAACUUCGCAGCUCUGACAAAGAUUGGAUUUUUUCAACUUUAUGCAGAAGUCGUCAAUGCUCAGUAUUCCUAUCAUGUAUGGGGGUUUCCUCCCUCUCGACCCAUUGCCUCGGAGGGAUAUGAAACUGCAAUCGUUUCGGG
Galendromus occidentalis (western predatory mite) is the source of this 1103-nucleotide messenger RNA. RefSeq names its product urease accessory protein F. Bases 136 to 927 code for a protein of 263 amino acids. Lineage: Eukaryota; Metazoa; Arthropoda; Arachnida; Mesostigmata; Phytoseiidae. The record is from RefSeq and is a predicted model, not a curated record. The transcript has 2 exons. Gene Ontology annotation, molecular function: nickel cation binding.